UUGUCUAUUCUUUUUUUCUGAAUUUAUUAUAUUCUUGAAUAGUAGUACGUUAAUUAAAAUGUCACUGCCUGGAGCUAUCGUCUAGUCGGAAUAUACAUUUUACAGUAGUAUUAUAUUGUAAGUAGAAAGAGAGCAACAGAGAGAAUAGAGGCGCAAGAAUAGAACUGGGUUUGGCAAGCGUGGUGAUUUUACACCUACCUUCUAACCGGACCGUGGCCGAUUGUAUUGUAUUCGUUUCACGAUACGUAUCAUGCUUGGCCCAGGUGGUUUCCCUAAAAAAAGUGUAUUUCUAUUUUACAUACUGUUACAACAUUUCAACGUUGCUGUGACAUACUCAUUUAACAGCAUUUUUUACAAUCGAAGCUAGUUUCCAAUAUAUUGUAGAUAUCAGAAACAUGAGAUUACGAAAAACGGUGAUUCGUGUGUCGUAAAAUUAGAACCUUGUUACGAUUUGAAAGAUCCUCUGUUUUUAUCAAUCAUGCAACGCUUCGAGGUGUCAUAAAUUUUAUAAGAAUGACUUAAAUAGAUCACGAUCAUCAUUGAAAGGUUUCAAUGCGCAAUGCUGAAUAUUAUAUUAUGCUGGAUAUGUUGGCUGUUUUGGGCGGGUCUACCAACUCUAACAGCUUAUCCUGUAUCGUCUUCGAUAAAAACAGAUUUGUCAACAAUCUAUGCUUCAUCAAAAUGGGAACGAUACUGGAUACAAUACACACUUGGUAUAUUGAGCGUAACUGCAACAGCGUUUACUUUAGUUGGAUGUUUGUGUUGUCGAAGACCUAGACGACCUAAAGGCUUUCAGGACAAAGCAGAAAAAUGCAACCAGGAAUUCAAAGAUGGAAACAAUAUUGGACAGGAGUCAGUAUUCGAGAGCUCUGUUGAUGGUUUAGAGUUAGAUGUUCCAAGAAUGUUGGCUGUUGCGGAUAGAGUGCAGUUUGAACCGUUACCCGUAGAGCAUAUUAUGUCUGGCACUAAAAAUUCUUCAAAACCUAAACCAUUGCCGUUAUCGACGUCUUUUUUUGAAAAACACGAUUCUCAUUCUAACGCUCUCCCGGAACAUUGUCACGAAUGGUUUAACACGGAAGAGUUAUGCGUACCUAGAGAAAAAUUAAAGUAUUUAAGAGAAAUUGGUCAUGGUUGGUUUGGAAAAGUUGUAGAAGGUCGUGCAGAUUUGGAAGGGCAUAGAAGGACUUCGAAAAAUGGUGGUGUUGUUGUCAGAAUUCUUACAGAAGAAGCUACUACGAAAGAGAAAGCUUGGUUUCUUGGUGAAGCUACACCGUAUUUAAAAUUACAUCAUCAAAAUAUCUUGACUCUGCUAGGUUUCUGCCUGGAAACAGAUCCGUAUCUACUACUAUUUGAAUCGUGCCCGGCAGGCGAUCUGAAAGGUUUCCUAUUAUCGAACCGUGAUAAAAAGUCUCAAGAAGCACUUGUUAAAGAAAAUAUUCCAAUUCGAUUGGCGAUGGACAUUCUUACUGGUUUAAAACAUAUGCACAGUCACGGAUUUGUACAUACAGAUCUAUCUGCCAGAAAUUGUUUAGUAGCAUCGGAUUUAUCUGCGAAAUUGGGGGAUUACGGUACUGGCGUGGAGAAAUAUCCAGAAGAUUAUUAUGUGGUUGGAGAUCGUGCGUUACCUAUCAGAUGGUCAGCACCAGAAAGCGUUGAAUGUACCGAUACCACUAUCGAAACAAGAGAGAUUACGUUUCAAGCAAACAUGUGGAGUUACGCUAUUUUUCUCUGGGAAAUCGUUACAUGGGGAAACAGGCCGUAUCACAAUAAGAGCGACGAACAAGUUAUUCAGAUGCUGUUAUCUCUAAGAACUGAUCUUUUAUCAAACGGUAUACAAGUGUUGCAAACCUACCUAGAAAACUGUCCGUCAAACAUAUAUCAAACGAUUCAUUUAUGUUUGAAUUUAAAUCCACAGAAAAGACCGAAUUUGGAUGAGGUGAAGCGAUUCCUCUUGAAUGAACAUACAGAAUAUCUGGACUUUGAACAAAGAUGGGAGAGUUUGCGAAUAAAUACGACUAAACAUGUACGAAGUGCAAGCUUACAAGAUCUUCGAGGUAGUAUCGAUUCAGAUUACUGGACUACCAUCGUUGACGACACACCACGGCAAUCGUCGUUCCGUCUUGGACCAGGUGAAUUAGUGAAAAACGUACCAAAUGUUAAAAAUAUCGUUCAGCACGAGUCCGGUUCGGAAACCGAAGAGGAAAGUUGGAAAGGUAGAAUUGAACAAGGAGUUUAUACAGAGAAAGUGAAACAGAAAUCUAAAUCUGUCACCGAUUUAAUGGUACUUGUACAUAUCGAUUUCGAUUCUGAUGCCGAAAUAUCAAUGGGAACUCAAGUAUCAGAAAAACAUGGAAAGAAAAGGUUACCAGCUACUGGUAGCGAUAGCGAUCUUAGACAUAGCGCACGUACGGAUGAAUUUGAUGAAGCGUUGAGAAAAUUACGGGAUCCAUUUCCAAAUAAUGCUAAUAAAAUCAAAACACUGGAUAAUUCAGAAAGGCCAAAAUUAUUAACGUUAACUAUGGAUCAUGGUCAAACGCCAAUUUUAAGAUUAUCGUUAGAUGAUAAAGAAUCUACCACGAGCAUCGAUGCACCAUCUGUCGCAAGUGUAAAUACAGAAACACGUAAUGACAAACACGUAUUAAGACUUUUAUCAAAAGGGGAACCUAAUCUUCCUCUUCUUCGUUAUGUACCUGAUGAUAGAUCCUUUGAAGAGUUGAAACAGAAUAACGAGUCCGAAUGUAACAAUGUACCUAAACAUGAAAAUAACAACAAUACGUGUUUUUCUGAUAAUUUUUCGGUUAAUUUUGAAAGCAACGAAAGUAAUUUAGUCGAUGUAGUACUCUGGAAUCAUGCGUUGGAUUCUGCUUUAGAAAAGAAAGUACCUGGUUUCUUGAACGAAGGUGAAUUUAACGAAUGCCCAGAGUCAUCGUCUAAAAAGCAAAAUAACGGUACGCCAGAAUUGAUGGUAACCAGUGUAUCUACGCCAGAUACAUCAGAGUUUACAAAAUGUACUUCGUAUAAUGUAAAUGAUGUGGAUGUCGAACGAAAAUGUUUGCCAAAUGAUGCUGAAGAAGAAAGGAAGCAGUUGUCUACACCCGACGACGAGCAAAGCUCUGAUUCUGGAUUCAGAGAUAAAGAAUCCUGUGAAGAAGAAGAGAACGUUUGUCCUUCGGUCCCAUCAACUUCUGCCGAUUCUGUUGUAAAUGUACCUACGUGUACGGAAGAAGAACAGCUACAGAUUUUAUUUGAACUUGAUACUAUUCUUGAUGCUGAGUAUUAUUCAACAUUACAAGGAUCUGAAAGAACCAUAGAAGAAAGCUUAUCUUCGAUUAAUCACGUAGAAGAUAGUAAAAUAAUUCGUACGAACGAAGAGAAAUCUGAAACAGAAAAUAAUGAAUGUUCUAGUUUUAAUGUCGAUUUAGAAGGAAUCAAUGAAUCGGUGGAAGAAGAUAAUUCUAAGUCUGUUGUUCAACAAAUGCAGAGUAAUUCAUCGUUGAAGACAAACUAUUUCAAUCAAGAAUUAGAACAUGAAGAUGAAAAUGAUAAUGAAUGUGAAAAUAGAAAUGAGAGUGAAUGUGAAAAUGAAAAUGAGAGUGAAUAUGAGAAUGAAAAUGAAAGUAAAAGCGAGAGGAUACAUGAAAAGGAAAGCAUACACGAGGAUGACGAAGAUAGUUCUACGAUGAGUUUAAGGAGCGAUAAUUCUUAUGUAUCGUUUGAAAUAGAAGAAGAAUUUGUGACGGCUAUUCGAAAUGAACUUAGAGAGAAAUUACCAUGUGCUCAAAUGUCUGUUGUGGAACCUUUAGAAACGCACGAUGAUGAUCAUCCUAUGUCUAACGACAUAGAGAAUAAAUGGGAUGACGAUGAUGAUAAUGAGGAUUCUUCUAAUCAAGGCAGUGGAGGAGUGGGUAUUUCAAUAAGGUAUAACGUGUAUGGUACUCCACUCAGUCCAAUCCAAGAGGAACGAGAAAGUACUCUUACUUCAGAAUCAUUAAUAUCGAAUUCAAGAGACGUGUCAAUCGCGUCGAAAGAAUCCGUUGGAUCAGACGAUAUAUUAUUAAUCGAUACCCGAACAAAUAAAAUGAUUUUAUUUGACGGUUCAGACGAGAAAUUGCAGGAUGAUGACAGAGACACAACCAACGAGGAUCUUUCCGACGACGAGAAUUUGGAUUAUAAUUGUUCCAUAGUUCGUUCUAGGGAUGAUAAAUCGCAUAUCAUGAUUCCAAGCGGAGGAGCACCUUUACCAAGUCCUGAAGAAGAAUCUAAAUGGCAACAGUCCUUUCCAUUGCCACUGCCUUUGCCGUUAGAGGAUAAUCUAAUGUCUACGAGUUUUGGAACUGAGCAUGAGUGGGGUAGUCAGGAUGAUGAUGAGGAGGAGGAGGAAGAGGGGGAAGAUAAUAGUUCUAGUUCUGGAGAAUUUAUUUGGAAGCGAUAUAGUGAACCACACAUUGAACAAGUUCGAAAGAGUUUAAGUGAUAACGAAGAAGCAGUGGUGAAUGAUAUUGAAGAGGAGAUGGAUGAAGAAGUAGAAAAAGAAGGGAAAAAAAGAGAAGCAGAUGCGGAAGAGGAAGAGGAAGAGGAAGAAGAAGAGUUUACACCAUCUGCUUGGAAUGCAACGUUAGCUCCUCAUCGUUCGGCAUUAAGAUCCCCUGAUAAAACGUUAAAAACUAAUGAUCAAAAGAAAAGUGUAUGGUUUAAGAAACAACGCUAUCACUGUGUAUAUGAAUAUCCAAAGGAGACAUUGAGUGCAGAAAAUCAAGGAGAGACAACUACUACAUGGGAGCCAACUUCAUAUAGUGAUUGGGAAGAAAUGAUAGAUGAACCAAGAUUAGAUCUAUACCCCUUAGAUUAUGAUGAUGUUAAUCAGACUGGAAACGAAGAAUUUUUUGUAAGCAGUUCAAAUCGUCCAUUUCAAUUUCAAGCUAGCGACAGUAAAUAUGUUAGUCAAUUCUUUCCUGGUGCUUCUACAUCGAUGAGCGAAGAACAAGAUGAAGUAGACGGUAAUCGACUAGAAGUACAAGAAAAUAAAUUAGAAUUACUAAACGAUUGUAAUUAUGGCCAACAACAUCAAUUAGGAGAAUUAAGACAUACUAGAAAUCGUUUAAAAUUAAAUUUAUCUACAAAUGGCGCACCAUUUGUUACCAUAAAACAAUUGAAAGAAGGGGAUACGGAACAGUUGGGCGACAAAGGAAUGGAAUUAGACUCGACGUCGCAAACUAUUAAUUUUACACACGACCAACACAUUUUGUCGAACUCCUUAAAUCAUAAUACUUUACCAAUGGUGCCUCCCGACGAUCUUCAACAAGAAAAAAGUUUCGAUCCGAUUACCGGAAAAAGUGCCGAGUGUGAUAGUCAAGAAAAAAUCGAGCCUACAAGUACAGUGUUUUGACUCAUGACUAACACGUUUUAAAAUCGAUAGUAAAAUUUUAAGAGAUAAUUUAGCUGAAAUCCGUCCGAAAUAAUUUCGUUGCAAAGGUAUAGUAAUUACUCUAUUCAGUGAGAUCAUUAUUAAAUGAAUCUCAAAUUAUUGUAAAUAAGAUGUAGCAAAUUUUUAUUGUGGCUGAGAUUCGAUCGAUUGUCUAUAGCAUUAAACUGUAUAAUUUUUAUUUGUCACAUAGAAAUGCAUUCGUAUAUAUAGAGCUAAUAAUGACAUAAUUUUUUAUACAAAUAGCUUCGUAACGAUAUAAAAAAUAUCAUAUAAAUAUUAAUCGUUAAUAGCAGACAAUCGAUUUGCAAAAGCUACAUUAAAAUUAACGAGUAAUUUCAUUUCACGUGUAAAUAUUUAUCAAACAUCGUUCAAUUACGGUCAAAGAAGUAUCGUUCGCAUAAGUUAAUGUAAUUAUUAUUUGAUCAAUAAUGUAUGGUAACUAAUUCAUAUUGUUUCUCGUUUAUCGUUACCUUUAAAUAUGAUAUUUUCUCGAUAUUAUACUAAAAUUGUAUUAGUAGAAACCCAGCUCUCUACUCUAAAAGUAUUAUAGUAUCAAGAGACAGUACUAGAAUCAGGUCUCAAGGUUUAGUUUAAAAGAAGUGUAUAAUAAUUGAUGCACAGAUGAUUUUAUAAAUGUAUUAUUUGUUAUUUUUACUAGAACUGUGAUUGGCACAAUUUGUGCACUUUUAUUUCUGUCGAUUGGUAAAUCAAGAAUAGUAAAUUUUCAAAUAAAAGUAGCAUCAAAAAUGCUACUGUACUUCACCGCAUAUUAUUUUUAAAUAUUUUAUAAGCAGAUUACAUAGUUUUUCAAUAAUUUUUAAUGUUCAAUUUUUAUGGGAGAACAAAAUUUAGUAAAUUUUAGGAAGAGAUACAAGUGCAGAUAAAAAGAAAUGUUGUUUAUUAUAAACAUGGUAUUAAAUAUUGAAUUCACAAUAUGUAAGUAUUUAUUUGAUUAUUAGAACAACAAAUACCAAUGAUAAGUUAAUUAUUAUGAUUAAUGGUAUGCAACUUUCACAACAAAAAAAUCUUUCAAUGUUUUCAAUAUUGCUACAAUAAAACUAACUCAUAGCAUAACAACGGAAUAGAUUAGACUAAUAAAAGACAAAAAAUAAAUAAUAACAUAUUUAACACUUGUACUGAUACAUAAUUUCAUUAUAUGUUCAAAAUUAAAAACAUGUAUCCUAUGAAUAUUAUUAAUAGCAUUGCAGUUAUUAUACGAUUUUACUACCAUUGCGAUUAUUAUUAUUACUGUUAUCAUCAUGAUUACUAUUAUUAAUAAUGCUAACUUUAUGCUCAUUAUAACACAUAGGAUAUUAAUAGAGAACAAUUAAUAUAUUGUUAUAUAAAACAGAUGCCGAUUUGUGCAAAACAUGUUCCAUUAUUAUUAUUUCCUAUACCAUUACUACUUGUUCAUUGUAAACAUCACAUGUUUAUAUAAAACCAUUUUUUUUAAAUAA
Molecule: messenger RNA, 6882 nt
Organism: Osmia lignaria (orchard mason bee)
Lineage: Eukaryota; Metazoa; Arthropoda; Insecta; Hymenoptera; Megachilidae
Biological process (GO): protein phosphorylation
Molecular function (GO): ATP binding; protein kinase activity
Source: RefSeq, a predicted model, not a curated record